This is a messenger RNA of Closterium sp. NIES-65, 1563 nucleotides long. The record is from the annotation of a GenBank genome assembly. Lineage: Eukaryota; Viridiplantae; Streptophyta; Zygnematophyceae; Desmidiales; Closteriaceae.
AUGCCACCGCCGACUGGGGCAAAGCAGGCGGGAGGCGCGCCUCUGCCGGACUCCCUCGCUACCCCCCUGCUCACCCUAUCACGACGGCUCCUCCUCUCCCCCCGCACUUCCUGUGCAUGCAACUCCCAGGGCAUGUCUGGUGGCGCACUCAGCAGGCGGGAGGCGCGCGUCUGCCUGACUGCUGCGCUCCCCCCCUUCUCUUCUGUUCACCCCAAUCCCGCUUCCCCCCAUCUUCCCCCAUCCCCCUUCCCUUCCCGCAUCCUCCUUCCCUUUCCCCAUCCUCCUUCCUUUACCCCAUCCCCCUUCCCUUCCCGCAUUCCCCUUUCCCUUUCCCCACCCCCCUUCCCUUCCCCCAUCCCCCUUCUCUUCCCCCAUCCCCCUUCCCUUCCCCCAUCCCCCUUCCCUUCUCGCAUCCCCUUUCCCUAUCCCCGUCCGCCUUCCCUUUCCCCAUCCCCUUUUCCCUUCCCCACACCCUCCUUUCCCUUCCUGCGUCCCCCAUUCCCCCUAUCCCUCAUCCCUUCCACCUUUUUGCCCCGCUUUCACACACUAUGCCGCCAAUCAAUCACUUUCCCCCUUCCUCCCUGCCUUCUUUCUUUCCCCAUGCCAUGCCUCCCCUCGGGUUCCUCCCAUGGCUCCCCUCGGUUUCCUUUCGUCCCUCACCUCGCUUUCCUCCCAUGCCUCCCCUCGCUUUCCUCCCAUGCCUCGCCUCACCUCUGUUUCUCCACUUGUCUCCCCUUGGCUUCCCCCCUUUCCCCCCACCUGUUGAUGUGCUUCUUCGGGGAGGGGGGAGCAAUCACAGCACAAGGAACAUGGAGAAGGUUCUUGGAAGGGGAGGAGGAGACGGGGGAGGGGAGACAGGGAGGGAGGAGAGAGGGAAGGGGAGAGAGGGAAGGGGAGAGAGGGAAGGGGAGGGAAAAAACAGGUGUCAGCCGACCCGCCACCCUAUCUCUCCCCUUCCCUCUCCCUGCCUAUGCACCUCCUAUCCCUGCCUAUGCACCUCCUAUCCCUGCCUAUGCAUCUCCUUUCCCUACCUAUGCAUCUCCUUUCCCUACCUAUGCAUCUCUCUUCCUUGCCUUCACAUCACCCCUCCAUGCCCUCGCAACCAUCUCUCCCGCCUCCCCUACCUGCCUUCAAAACCCUUCUUUCACCUGCCAUAACUUUUCAUCCACUCCCAUCCCCUUCAAGCCCCUCCCAUCCCAUCCCCUUCCAGUCCCUCCCAUCCCAUUUCAAACCCUUCCAUUCCCCUUCCAGUCCCUCCCAUCCCAUUUCAAACCCUUCCAUUCCCCUUCCAGUCCCUCCCAUCCCAUUUCAAACCCUUCCAUUCCCCUUCCAGUCCCUCCCAUCCCAUUUCAAACCCUUCCAUUCCCCUUCCAGUCCCUCCCAUCCCAUUUCAAACCCUUUCAUUCCCCUUCCAGCCCCUCCCAUCCCAUCCCCUUACAGCCCCUCCCAUCCCCUUCCAGCCCCUCCCAUCCUUUGCAGGUGACGAGGAUAGGGUUGAAAAUGAUGAGGAUGAAUGUGACAUUGAGGGGUGCGAAAGAGAACGGGAAUUGCCCAUCGAGAUAG